ACUUAUUGAAAACUGUAUCUGUGCUUGCUCAGUACGUUUCCAGAAAAUGGUUGGGUUGUUUGUCGAAGUUGACACGUAAUUUCGCUCUACAUCGUAAAUAUUUCUCAAAAAACUUAAUCAUGCCCUUAUUUUGAGUUUCUGAUUCUAUACAUCCAUUAUAAAAUAUUCAUCAUGGAGUUUCGUGAAACGCUAUUAGCUGCUCAGCGAAAUCAACAAGAGAAGUCAUCUGUUAGUAACUAUUAUUACAAGGCCAAGUUUGAUCCACCAAAAAAAGAACAAAGGGAAAAAGAUAGAUUAUCUGCCAAUAUACAAAAGUUUCUUGCUAAGAAAGAUGAAGAGGAACGGCAGAAAAAACUGGAUACUCAGCGAAAGAGAGACGAAUUACUUGCUAUGCGUGAUCCUAAGGCCCUGCGCAAAAUUCAGAAAACACUGAAGGUCAUUAAAUCCGCGAAUAAGUCUGUCAUUGCUGAUGCUUUUGAUAGAGAUAACACAGCUGUUACUCGGGAAGGCCCAGAUCAGCCAGAUCAAGAUGAUUAUGGGUAUGAAUCCCAGUCAGCUGCUGCAAUAUAUGAGAAAAUGAUGCAAAAGUAUAGUAAAAUUCCAGAUGAACCUAAAUUCCCCAAUUCAAGCGGUUCAACUCCCAAGGAUUUACAUGGUACAAGAGAAAGAGUCAAACAUGCUCUCCGCCAUGAAGAUGAUCCAGUGCCACAUAAGAGAAGGCGUCGUACUGAAAAUGGUGAGUCCAGUCCUCCUCAAAAAUAUGAACCUGAAAGAGAAAAAGAGAAAGACAAGAAAUCAGAUAAACCUAAAAUUCGUAGACCAGCCCCUCCACCAAUGGACUUCAAUCAAUUGUUGAAGCUUGCGGAACAAAAGAAGAGUGAACCUGUUGGUAUUAGUGCACCAAAAAAGACUGUUGUGGAACCUGAGCCUGACAGACUCAUGACAAAGAAACAAAAGAGGGAGUAUGAGGAAGAAAUGGCACGAAGACAACGACGUCAGGAACGUAUUGAAGCAGCAAAGGCCGGGCAUAAAGCUCCAAAAGCAGAUAAGCCAACAGAUAAAGAACGAAAAGCAGAACCAACUAGUACAGGAUUUGGAAGAAUUCCGAAAGUUGGUGAAAGAGCUGUCCCUAAAAGUGAUCCUCCAAGAGGUCACGAGAGAGAAAAGAAAGACUGUGAAAGAGUACAGAAAGAAAAGGAAAAAGCUAGGUUAGAAAGGGAUAAAGUUGAUCGUGAAAAAGAUAGAAUGGAUAAAGAAAGAUUAGAUAAAUUAAAAGCAGAACGCGACAGAAUUGAAAGAGAAAUGGAGCGUCUUAACAAAGAUAGAGAGAGAUUGGACAAAACUAAGGCAAAAUUAGAAACAAGUAUAUCUUCAGAUAGAAGUAAAGAUAGAUCCAAGAUGAAUAAGGAGCAGCCAAUAAAACAAGAAGCUAAAAAGAAUAUAGAUUUAAAGAGCCAAAAUACUUACAGGAUAGAUAAAAAUGACAGGAAGCUCUUACCACAAAAGCAGGAUAGAGUUUCCAAUGGUCAUAGCUCGCUGAGCAAGCCAGUGCCAAAACUUAGUAAAGAGGGCUUAGAUAGAAAUAUGAAAGAUAAAAUGGCCAUAGCAAAGAAACCUUCAGAUGGUAGUCCUAGAAAUGGUCAAAUAAAACAAGAGAACGGGAAACGGUUACCGGAAGCAGGCAGAGGUGUCAAAAAAGGAGAUGAUAAGAAAUCUAUACAGGGAAUGAAACAGGGUGGUUCAAGUAAACCUGUCACUGGUUUUGAUUUUGACCAACAUGUCAAUUCUAUAGGUGUUAGGAAUGGUGGGAAGAAACUUCCUCCCAGUGAUAAUAGGAGGAAACAGCAAGCUAGUGAUAAGAUGAAGCAAAAACGUCGUACGGUAGAUUCUGAUUCGGAAUAUGACUCUGAGAUGGAUGACUUCAUCGACGAUGGCGAUGUUGAGUUAGACUACUCCUCCGCCAUCAAAGAAAUCUUUGGAUAUGAUAAAUCCAAAUAUCGAGACAUGGAUGAUGCUGAUGACCCAUCCAUGGAGUCUAGUUUUGCUCGACAACAGCGUGAAGAGUAUAUAACUAAAAAGAUCGGUAUCAUGGAAGACUUGGAGGAUAUGAGGAUGGAGGCGAUGGAAAAGAAGAAAAAAGGCAAGAGACGGAUAUCGGACGAUUAAUGCAAUCCAUUUACAAAUUAAUUUGGACCAAUGCUUUCGUAUUCUCUCAAAAAGGCAUCUUUGUACAAUGCCUUAAUUACAUUAGAAUAUUUUUUCUUCUUCCUUACCGCCAAUAUCACAAAAAUCUUUAAAAAAAGUGUUCUUUUUUUUUAAAUAAUGGCGGCGUAUUGAACUGUCUAAAACCCAUUGAAAGAUUUGACAUAUAGCAUUUCUUUUGAUACUUUAAAUUAAUGUCAAAUUGUGCUUUGGUGUACUAUAAGUGAUAUAAAACAGUUUGAGAGUAUGCUGUUAAAUGUUGUAAUAUAUGUUAUGCUUAUUGUGUAUAAAUUGUAUAUUUUAG
Molecule: messenger RNA, 2506 nt
Organism: Pieris napi
Lineage: Eukaryota; Metazoa; Arthropoda; Insecta; Lepidoptera; Pieridae
Product: protein SPT2 homolog
Exons: 9
Coding region: 172-2166 (664 amino acids)
Biological process (GO): nucleosome assembly; regulation of DNA-templated transcription
Cellular component (GO): nucleolus
Molecular function (GO): histone binding; DNA binding
Source: RefSeq, a predicted model, not a curated record